AUGACGGAUUCUGUCUAUACUGGAGAAGAUUUUGCUGAUAAGGUCAAGAAGCAAGUGGAGUUCUACUUUUCGGACUCCAAUCUUCAGACGGAUCGUUUCUUGUGGAGAAUUUACGAGGCCAACGAUGGAUGGGUCGAAUUGAAGACCAUCUUGACUUUUGGUCGUAUGAGACAGUUUAGACCCGAAGAGAAGGUUAUUGAGGCUUUGAAGACCUCGGAUAAAUUGACUUUGUCUGCUAAUGAGGACAUGAUCAGAAGAACUGCUCCUUUGAAGGAUUUCAGCGAGUUGAAGAACACCAGAAAAAGAAACUCAGUGCACAUUGAGGGGUUCCCUACUGGUGUUUCUCAGGAGGAGUUAGAAGAGUGGGUCAACACCAAAAUCGUGCCCAACUUGCCUAAGGAAAAGUCUGUGUCCUCCAUCCGUAGAAUCAGAUCGAGAUCCAACAAGGAAUUUUUUGGAGUUGUGGACGUGGAGUUCAGAACUUUGGAGGACGCCGAAUACUUCUUGGGUGUUGCCAUUGCAUUCCCACAGGGUAUUGUUGCGGAUGGCGAGGUUGACGAGAAGGAUCACUUGAAGAAGAUGUCGCUCUUGACCUUCAGAGAGAUGAGAGAGUCUGGUAAGAGAUUCGGAGUCAACGAGGUUACCAAGAGACGUAACUCUUUCAAGGAUAACCAGAGGAAGAAAUUCCGCAAGGGUAGAAACGAUUCCGAGGCUGUAAGCGAAGAGGAUGAGAAGAAGGAGGAGACCAAGGAGGAGACCAAGGAGGAGACCAAGGAGGAGACCAAGGAGGAGACCAAGGAGGAGACCAAGGAGGAGACCAAGGAGGAGACCAAGGAGGAGACCAAGGAGGAGACGAAGGAGGCUAAGGAGUAA
Messenger RNA from Sungouiella intermedia, 873 nucleotides. Lineage: Eukaryota; Fungi; Ascomycota; Pichiomycetes; Serinales; Metschnikowiaceae. The record is from the annotation of a GenBank genome assembly.